AUGGCCAAUGAACAUGUAUUUGUUGACUCGACUGUGGUUAAUAAAGAAGCACCUACAAACAAAGAUCCAAACGAUAUCAAGAUGAAGUUUCCACCUUCUAUUGAAGCUAAAGACUUGAUCUUGAAACCAACCGAUGGCAAAAAACCACGACGAUCGCCAAAUGCAUUCAUUAUUUAUCGAAAAUUAUUCGUUCAGACAGCGAGGGCAAAUGGAUAUAAAUUACAAAUGACGGAAAUAUCGAAGGCAGCAUCUAAAUCAUGGGAAAAUGAAGUAGUUUAUGUUAAAAAAUUUUAUAAACGACUUGCCAAAGAUGCAUAUAAAUAUCGAAGCGAGAUGUUUCCCAAAACUGAUCGAAAAAAAAAAAGACAACAAUGGAAUAUUGUUUCUUUUAAAUCGACGUCAGAAGAGCAAGAAUCUUAUAACGAUACAGAUUCUUCUACGUCAAAUCAGUCACCAAUGUUUUCGUCACCGAUGUCACAAAAAGAGGAAGUAUUCAAUCCUACUGAUGAUGAUCAUAUCAUUAAUAAUCAUCAUAUUAAUGAUCAUAUUAUCUUCAAUAAUUUAACUCAAGAUACUGAAAUAAAUACUUUUCCAUUUAAUAUUCAAUUAAAUACGUUCGAACCUUAUGCUGCAGCAGGCGCUGUCGAUUUACAACAGGCUUUAUCUAAUUUCGAUAUAAUAUGGAUCAACAGGUUUGCAACAUCAUUUGAGCUUAAAACCGAAAAAAUUAUCACUGUUGUGAUAGCUACUUUUGAUUGUAUCUUCGUUCUAGUCAACGUACUUGAUGACCAAUUUGUUAUUAGCCAUUAUUCCGAGCUGUUCUUUUUGGCAAACUGC
Molecule: messenger RNA, 837 nt
Organism: Dentiscutata erythropus
Lineage: Eukaryota; Fungi; Glomeromycota; Glomeromycetes; Diversisporales; Gigasporaceae
Source: the annotation of a GenBank genome assembly